Molecule: messenger RNA, 756 nt
Organism: Colletotrichum gloeosporioides
Lineage: Eukaryota; Fungi; Ascomycota; Sordariomycetes; Glomerellales; Glomerellaceae
Exons: 2
Coding region: 1-756 (251 amino acids)
Source: RefSeq, a predicted model, not a curated record
AUGGGAGAGAAGAAAGAGCGUAUGAUGGGCUUUCUCAAUCGUCGCCUGACUACGGCACUUGCCGACACAGGGUCUGAUUUGAUGGCCGUGUCUUUAAAGUACGCUCAGCUUCACAAAUGGGCAAUCAGUACGGAACGAGAACAUCGCACGGAAGUCGAGCUCGCAGAUGGCACGAGAGCGUGGACUUGUGGCACUGUCAGUGAUGCUACAUGGACCAUCGGUGAUAGGACUGUCCGAUGCGACUUUCACGUACUAGAUGGUCUUCCUGCAGACGUCAUCUUGAGCAAAGAGUACCUAUUCGAAAUGGAUGUGUUCACAGAGCAUCAGGACUCGUUCUUCGACGUUGAGGCGAUAGAGGAUAUCUCCCUGCUAUGUGGUAUUCGCCUCAUUGAAAAAGAAGCAUUCGACUUGAAUGAGUUGGAAAGAGACUUCCCGCGAACUGUUACAUCGACAUUGCCAGACGCAUUCAACGCCCAGGCAGUCAAGAGAGAGCGCAGGAGGAGAACGCUGGCCGAGAAGAUGAUUGAGGGAUUGCCUGACUCGGAGAGAUCAGAAGCUACCAAAGUUGAAAAAGGCAAAAGAUGCCGUUGGGACAUGGCGAGACUUGGGCAUAAUGACCUUUCCAAGGGACAGCAGCCGUCCCUUACCAGCACGGCUGGUCAAGGCGGCAGUUCUCAGAGUUCUCGGCCAGCUUUAGAGACGAUCCAUCAAAUUCAAAGUAGUGGGCAAGACUCAUUCAAACUCGGGCCUAUAUGA